UUUUGUCUGAGGAGUAAAAGCAAAACCCAAAUCUCAAUCGAAUUUAAUAAUAAUAGCGUCAGAUACAUAGGGGGACAAGUGGGAUAAUGCGAUGUAGAUUUGCUAAGAUCUUUCAGUAUCCCUUCUUCAGUCCCUAAAGUAGAUUUCUUCCUUUACUAUAUCUGCUAUCGCCACAUGACCCCCAACCCACCAAAUAGAAACCUCCUUUAUUCCCUUUUAGUAUUUCCCCUUUUGUAUAUAUUCGCUUUACUUCUACUCUAUUUUCUUGGUGGUGUCUAGCACAUUUCUUGAAACAGAAACACAGAGACCCAUUUGGAAACAUAGAUACAAAGGACUCAUUUUGGUAUUUUGGGUAAUACAAGUAAUGGAAAUGGCACAAGAGUUGCAUGUUCUUGCUGUAGAUGAUAGCCAUGUCGAUCGGAAGGUUAUUGAGCGGCUGUUGAAGAUUUCUUGCUGUAAAGUUACAGCAGUGGAAAGUGGAACGAGGGCAUUGCAAUAUUUGGGGUUGGAUGGAGAGAAGAGUGCUAUGGGGAUCGAUGGUUUGAAGGUAAAUCUGAUACUGACAGACUAUUCUAUGCCUGGGAUGACUGGAUAUGAACUUCUCAAAAAAAUCAAGGAAUCAUCGGUGUUGAGUAAGAUCCCUGUUGUUAUUAUGUCAUCUGAGAAGAUUUUAGCUCGCAUUGAUAGAUGUUUAGAGGAAGGUGCUGAAGAAUUUCUCCUGAAGCCUGUUAAGCUAUCCGAUGUUAAACGUCUCAGAGACUUCAUACUGAGAGGGAAGAUGAUCAAAGAAGUAUGUUCUAGAAAGCGAAAAUUUCAAGAUGAUGAUUCAAGGACACAACCAAUGCCAUCUUCUUUAGUUACAGCCCAUGACAUAGAAUCAUCACCAGAAUCUUCAGUAUCAUCGGAAUCUCAACAGCCUAUGUCAAAGCAAUCCAAGAUUGGAUAACACAGGAUAUAUUGAAGAUAUGACAGAGCAUAAUUUUUUGCUUGUGUGUAAUUGAGCUAGUUGUUGUUGUCACCAUUUCGCUAGCAUCAUCUUUUGACACCUUGUGAGCUUUCUUUUCUGUGUAUACCCUUACAGUUGUACAUGUUUAGUUCACCAUUUUGGACCCUUUUUGAAAAGAGAAAUGAGCUCUGUGGAAAUAGGUUGGAAAUCCAAAUGAUUUCUUGUUUCUUUUGUAUCGAACUGGAAUAUUGACAUUUAAACUCUAUGACAAAUGCCUUCUUAGCAACCAAA
Messenger RNA from Solanum dulcamara, 1237 nucleotides. RefSeq names its product two-component response regulator ARR15-like. The transcript is spliced from 5 exons. NCBI's taxonomy places the organism in Eukaryota, Viridiplantae, Streptophyta, Magnoliopsida, Solanales, Solanaceae. The record is from RefSeq and is a predicted model, not a curated record. Bases 365 to 946 code for a protein of 193 amino acids. Gene Ontology annotation, biological process: cytokinin-activated signaling pathway; phosphorelay signal transduction system.